AACCUCAAUUUCCGCCUCCGACGAACUGAAGUCCUCUCUUUCUCUCUCUCUCUCGCCUGAAUCUCGGACCGGCAGAGCUCGACGUCACCGGAGAAAAUGGUGACUCCGGAGAGCCAACAGCCGGAGAAGGCAACGCCUUUGAGGCACGCCUUCGGGAACGUUUUGUCAUUCGCGAUCCUCGUGCUCAUUGGGGUCCUUGCUUUCUCGAUCCGGCUAUUCUCUGUAAUUAAGUAUGAAAGUGUGAUUCAUGAGUUUGAUCCGUACUUCAACUAUAGAGUCACUCAGUUUUUAUCCAAGAAUGGGAUUUACGAGUUCUGGAAUUGGUUUGAUGAUCGAACCUGGUAUCCCCUUGGCCGUGUGAUUGGAGGAACUGUUUACCCUGGAUUGACUUUGACAGCUGGAACCAUGUGGUGGGCCUUGAAUUCCUUAAACAUUCCUCUCUCAGUGGAGACUGUUUGUGUCUUCACAGCACCUAUAUUUUCGGCCUUCGCUUCUUGGGCAACCUACCUUUUGACCAAGGAGGUUAAGGGUCCUGGUGCAGGAUUGACAGCAGCUGUUCUUUUGGCCAUGGUUCCCUCAUAUAUAUCCAGAUCUGUAGCUGGAAGCUAUGACAAUGAAGCUGUUGCUAUAUUUGCUUUGAUCUUUACUUUUUAUCUUUAUAUAAAGACACUAAAUACAGGAUCCCUGUUUUACGCCACGUUGAAUGCCUUGGCAUACUUUUACAUGGUAUGUUCUUGGGGAGGCUACACUUUCAUUAUCAAUCUGAUACCAAUGCAUGUGCUUCUGUGCAUUGUGACGGGCCGUUACUCUUCUAGACUGUACAUUGCCUAUGCUCCUUUGGUUGUGCUGGGGACAUUGUUAGCUGCAUUGGUACCUGUCGUGGGAUUCAAUGCAGUCAUGACAUCUGAACAUUUUGCCUCAUUUUUGGUUUUCAUCGUCAUCCAUGUUGUAGCUCUUGUAUACUAUAUCAAAGGCAUCCUUUCUCCCAAAAUGUUCAAAGUUGCUGUGACACUUGUUGUGACUGUUGGCCUGGUCAUAUGUUUCAUAGUUAUGGCAGUUCUUAUAGCGCUGGUGGCGUCAAGUCCAACAAUGGGAUGGAGCGGUAGGAGUUUGAGUCUCCUUGAUCCAACUUAUGCAAGCAAAUAUAUACCAAUUAUUGCAAGUGUCAGUGAACAUCAACCUCCUACCUGGCCAUCCUAUUUUAUGGAUAUCAAUGUGUUGGCAUUCUUGGUCCCUGCUGGAAUUGUUGCUUGUUUUUCGCCUCUCUCAGAUGCCAGUUCUUUUGCAGUCCUCUAUAUUGUUACGUCUGUCUAUUUCUCUGGAGUUAUGGUUCGCCUUAUGCUUGUUCUUGCUCCAGCUGCAUGCAUCAUGUCUGGCAUUGCUCUCUCUCAAGCGUUUGAUGUUUUCACGGGAUCUAUCAAAUUCCAGUUAAUUGGAAAAACUUCCAGUUCCACCGAGGAUGCAGGGGACAACUCUCCUACGAACAAUGCACCAAAAGAUGAUGUUCCUGCUUCUAAGAUUGACAAAAGUGAAGAAACAGCAAAAGAGCGGCCCUCGAAGAAAGGCAAGAAGAAAGAGAAAGAGCCCAAUGAAAAACAUUUUGUUAAGCCCAAGCCUGUAAAGAAGCCUCUUACUUUACCCCUUGAAGCAUCUGUAGUUGCUCUUCUUCUCCUUAUAAUGCUGGGUGCUUUCUAUGUGGUUCAUUGUGUUUGGGCAGCCGCAGAAGCAUAUUCAGCUCCAUCAAUAGUUUUGACAUCUCGUACCCGUGAUGGCAUGCACGUCUUUGAUGACUUCAGAGAGGCUUAUGCAUGGUUGAGCCAUAACACUGAUGUGGACGACAAGGUGGCAUCAUGGUGGGACUAUGGUUACCAGACAACAGCAAUGGCUAAUCGAACUGUUAUUGUUGACAACAACACAUGGAACAAUACUCACAUUGCAACUGUUGGUACUGCCAUGUCAUCUCCGGAAAAGGCAGCUUGGGAAAUUUUCAACUCCUUGGACGUGAAUUAUGUUCUUGUCGUCUUUGGAGGUCUUAUCGGUUACUCAAGUGAUGAUAUAAAUAAGUUUCUGUGGAUGGUUCGUAUUGGAGGCGGUGUCUUCCCUCAUAUACGAGAAUCUGAUUACCUGAGAGAUGGCAAUUACCGGAUUGAUUCUGAGGCCACUCCAACAAUGUUGAACUGUCUCAUGUACAAGCUCUCGUACUACCGGUUUGUAGAGACAGAUGGAAAGGGUUUCGAUCGAGUUAGGCAAACAGAAAUCGGGAAGAAGCAUUUCAAGCUCACACAUUUUGAAGAGGCUUUCACAAGUCACCAUUGGAUGGUUAGGAUAUACAAGCUGAAACCCCCAAAGAACAGGAUUCGUGGGAAGACAAAGAAGUCGAAAUCGAAGAAAAGCUCGGGAACGAGCUCAAAGAGAUCAACGAAGAAGAACCCGUGGAGCUAAGUAAAAAACCCAGAGCUCUCAAAGUAGGAUAAUGGUUGUGAUGGUGAUGAUGUAGGUGAGUUAUGUAACUCUUAUACAGACAUCUCUGCUUAUCUAUGCAGUAGCAGAGAUUUCGUAGGCAAGACAAGACAUUCGGGUCCUCUUCUUGCCCUGGGAUUUCACGGAAAUUUAUCCUACUUUUUCUCCCCGUAUUUAAUCGAUUUUGAAUUUUUGUUGGAUGAAAUCUUAGCAUAUUGAAUGA
Messenger RNA from Tarenaya hassleriana, 2683 nucleotides. RefSeq names its product dolichyl-diphosphooligosaccharide--protein glycosyltransferase subunit STT3A. Gene Ontology annotation, molecular function: oligosaccharyl transferase activity. Bases 97 to 2442 code for a protein of 781 amino acids. The record is from RefSeq and is a predicted model, not a curated record. Gene Ontology annotation, cellular component: membrane. Lineage: Eukaryota; Viridiplantae; Streptophyta; Magnoliopsida; Brassicales; Cleomaceae. The transcript is spliced from 23 exons.